Messenger RNA from Gorilla gorilla gorilla (western lowland gorilla), 989 nucleotides. It is a transcript of the gene PRG2, whose product is annotated as proteoglycan 2, pro eosinophil major basic protein. The transcript is spliced from 6 exons. The coding region runs from base 207 to 875 and encodes 222 amino acids. Gene Ontology annotation, biological process: immune response. The record is from RefSeq and is a predicted model, not a curated record. Lineage: Eukaryota; Metazoa; Chordata; Mammalia; Primates; Hominidae.
UAUAUAAGAAGUCUUUGUGAGAGGAAGCAAAGAAGGACCUGGGCUUUGGGAAGAUCUAAAGACCCAGGAAGGUCUCUGGGUGGGUGAGUGCUUUCUCUGCUGUGGUGGAGCUGGUGAGUUUAUUCUGCCAGGAGGUCCCUGGCUGUGGCUGACAGUUUCUGGAGGGCUGGCAGGGGUCUACCUGUGGUUUUCAGGAUAAAGCCAAGAUGAAACUCCCCCUACUUCUGGCGCUUCUAUUUGGGGCAGUUUCUGCUCUUCAUCUAAGGUCUGAGACUUCCACCUUUGAGACCCCUUUGGGUGCUAAGACGCUGCCUGAGGAUGAGGAGACACCAGAGCAGGAGAUGGAGGAGACCCCUUGCAGGGAGCUGGAGGAAGAGGAGGAGUGGGGCUCUGGAAGUGAAGAUGCCUCCAAGAAAGAUGGGGCUGUUGAGUCUAUCUCACUGCCAGAUAUGGUGGACAAAAACCUUACGUGUCCUGAGGAAGAGGACACAGUAAAAGUGGUGGGCAUCCCUGGGUGCCAGACCUGCCGCUACCUCCUGGUGAGAAGUCUUCAGACGUUUAGUCAAGCUUGGUUUACUUGCCGGAGGUGCUACAGGGGCAACCUGGCUUCCAUCCACAACUUCAAUAUUAAUUAUCGAAUCCAGUGUUCUGUCAGCGCGCUCAACCAGGGUCAAGUCUGGAUUGGAGGCAGGAUCACAGGCUCAGGUCGCUGCAGACACUUUCAGUGGGUUGACGGCAGCCGCUGGAACUUUGCGUACUGGGCUGCUCGCCAGCCCUGGUCCCGCGGUGGUCACUGCGUGGCCCUGUGUACCCGAGGAGGCCACUGGCGUCGAGCCCACUGCCUCAGAAGACUUCCUUUCAUCUGUUCCUACUGAGCUGGUCCCAGCCAGCAGUUCAGAGCUGCCCUCUCCUGGGCAGCUGCCUCCCCUCCUCUGCUUGCCGUCCCUCCCUCCACCUCCCUGCAAUAAAAUGGGUUUUACUGAAACGGA